CUUGCAUUUUUUGUUCACUCCAUCUCCCAACUACAUGUCUCAGCAUUUUCAAACACUUUAUGUUAUAUUUUUAUCAAUCUUGAACAUCAAUUAUUACACAUAAUUAAUUGCAUGUGUUCCUCAAAACUCUCCACACUUCAUUCAAUGCCCUUAUUUCUUUAUUCAUAUUUGACUUUCCAAGUUUUCUCCUCUUUCAUAAAAACUAAUAACAUUCACUCGUCUAAUUUCCAGCUUGGAUCUCAUUCAAUUCAUAAAACGCAUACAAUUUCAAUUAAUCAUAGGUCGUCAUAUUCUUUAUUCGUUACCGUAGUGAUGGAUGCAGCAGCAUCGCAUAAACAUAUGUUCAUUCAGUUUCUUGUUUCAUUCAAAAACCAGCAGAAAAACAAUACGAGUGUAACACACUUAACUCCAAUGGGUGCAGUUUCUGAAAACGGCUUCCCUAUAAUUGGUGUUGCGAUGUUAGGAAUCAUGGCUAUAGGGUUCUUGCUGGUGAGUUACUACAUCUUUGUUACAAAAUGCUGCAUCAACUGGCAACAAUUUGACCCAUUAAGACGCUUCUUCAAUACGCGUCCACGCCAAUAUGAAGAGACUUAUACACCAUCAAGAGAAAGCAGAGGACUUGAUGAAUUGGUAAUAAGAGAAAUUCCAACUUAUCCAUACAGCAGAAACAGAGUUGGUGAAACAAGUUUUAGAAGAUGUGUUGUUUGUUUGAAUGAAUUUAAAGAAGAUGAAAUGCUUAGACUUCUUCCAAAAUGUAGCCAUGCUUUCCAUUUAGACUGCAUUGAUAUUUGGCUUCAAAACAAUGCUAGUUGUCCUCUUUGUAGAAGUAGCAUUUCAGGUACAGCAACUAAACAUCCAAUCGAUAUGAUUAUCGCGCCAAAUUCAUCACCUCAAGAUCCUCAUAUUCCACUUCUGAGAAGAAGAAGCGAGGAGGAUUUCCUAGUGAUUGAAUUGAGUGGUGAACUUGGAACAGAGGCAGAGGCGCAAAACUCUGUUAGUGACUUUGAACAGAGGAUUGAUAAGUUGGAUAAAGGACAAACAAGGAAGUAUUCAAUGAUGGGAGAUGAAUGUAUAAAUGUAAGAGAUAAAGAUGCUCUGUUUUCAGUUGAGCCAAUAAGGAGAUCGUUUUCAAUGGAUUCAGCAGCAGAUCGACAUGUUUAUUUAUCAGUGCAACAGAUGAUACGUCAUAAUAGGCAGAUGAUCAGUGAGGUCAGAAACAAUGGUGAAAGCAGUAGUAGAUCGAUUCGAAAAUCCAUCUUUUCUUUUGGACAUAGAAGAUCUAAGACAUCAGUUUUACCUUUUGAAUCUUAAAAAAAUUUGAUCUUUGAAUUUGUUUUUUUGUUUGUUUGUUCAUUCUUUAUUGCAACUUUACACAAAUAUUAACAUGGUUUUAGACUUAGGUAUAGAUUCAAUAUUUGAUAGUAUACCUACUGUAACUGACUGUCACGUCCACAAAGUUCAAAAUUUUCUUUUACCUUAUGAUAAAUUUGUUAUUUUAAUACAAGAAUAGGAUAGGAUAGAAUAUAGAAGAUAUAUGAAACAUAGAAUCAUUGUAAAGUCACAAUGGUAUGGCAAGGUAGCAAAAAUAUUUUUAUUUA
Messenger RNA from Solanum pennellii, 1598 nucleotides. RefSeq names its product RING-H2 finger protein ATL16-like. The record is from RefSeq and is a predicted model, not a curated record. The transcript has a single exon. Gene Ontology annotation, molecular function: transferase activity. Bases 112 to 1311 code for a protein of 399 amino acids. Gene Ontology annotation, biological process: protein ubiquitination. Lineage: Eukaryota; Viridiplantae; Streptophyta; Magnoliopsida; Solanales; Solanaceae.